AUCGCGAUCUGAUACUCUCUCGUUGUGACCAACGUCCCACCACAUCGGUCUAGCAUCUCGGAUACACCAUGCCCAGACUUGUGACUUUUGGGAGAAAUAUCGCUCCGCUGAGGGUGCUUUCCCGCCCAUCCAUAGCUCAGCGACGGCAUGCUUCCAACUUCGCCGAGUACGAUUGGGAGGUAGGCCUGGUCCUCCACGGCACGCGCUGAUCUGCAGGAUCCGCUGAAUAUGAAGUCAUUACUGACAGAGGAGGAGUUGGCCAUACAUGAGACAGCCAAAGAUUAUUGCCAGUCAAAGCUGCUUCCUCGCGUGAUUGAGGCAUACAGAACCGAAAACUUUGACCCCAACAUCUUGCGUGAGAUGGGAGAGCUGGGUCUCUUAGGCGCCACCAUCCAAGGCUAUGGCUGCGCAGGCGUCAGCAGUGUUGCCUACGGUCUGAUCGCGCGAGAAGUAGAGAGGGUCGACUCUGGUUAUCGGUCAGCCAUGAGUGUGCAGUCGUCUUUGGUCAUGCACCCCAUCAAUGCUUUUGGCAGCGAGGAGCAGAAGGAGAAGUAUCUACCAAAGCUGGCUACCGGCCAGCUCAUCGGUUGCUUUGGUUUGACUGAGCCAAAUCAUGGCUCAGAUCCCUCGUCCAUGGAAACUACUGCCACCAAGACAGCUGAUGGCUGGACUUUGAACGGUAGCAAGACUUGGAUAUCUAACGCGCCUGUCGCGGAUCUCUUCGUCAUCUGGGCUCGAGAAGUCAUCGACGGUCAAAAGGGCAAAGUUCGAGGAUUCUUGGCCGAGAAGGGCACACCUGGUCUUUCAGCGCCAGCCAUCAAGAACAAGCUUGCCCUUCGUGCUUCCAUCACCGGCUCUGUCUUCAUGGAAGAUGUCAAGCUACCAGCAGAUGCUCUUCUUCCGAAGAGCGGCGGGCUUGGCUCUCCCUUCUCCUGUCUGAACAAUGCUCGUUAUGGUAUAUCAUGGGGAGUUAUGGGAGCUCUGGAAGACUGCAUAGCUAGGUCGCGUGACUACGCUUUGGAGCGAAAACAAUUCGGCAAACCCAUCGCAUCUUUCCAGCUGGUACAGAAGAAGCUCGCAGACGCUUUGACAGCGACGACAGUCGGUCUUCUGGGAUCUCUCCAGCUUGGUCGGCUGAAAGACUCGGGGAAAUGGGCUCCGGAUAUGGUCAGUAUGAUGAAGCGUAACAACACGUCCAUGGCUUUGCAACACUCUCGAAUCUUGUUGGACAUCCUAGGAGGCAACGCUUGUGCCGAUGAGUACCACUUGGGUCGACAUGUUGCCAAUCUUCAAGUCACUGCUACCUACGAAGGCACCCAUGAUAUCCACACUCUUAUUCUCGGCAAAUCCAUUACGGGCAUUGCGGCAUUCUCAUAGUGUUUCCUAUGCAUCUGGCAGUUGGAUCGUGCCUCGAGGCAGACCCCAGUGCACAAAAAA
This is a messenger RNA of Kockovaella imperatae, 1437 nucleotides long. RefSeq names its product acyl-CoA dehydrogenase/oxidase. The coding region runs from base 229 to 1377 and encodes 382 amino acids. Gene Ontology annotation, molecular function: glutaryl-CoA dehydrogenase activity; flavin adenine dinucleotide binding; fatty-acyl-CoA binding. Gene Ontology annotation, cellular component: mitochondrial inner membrane. The record is from RefSeq and is a predicted model, not a curated record. Gene Ontology annotation, biological process: fatty-acyl-CoA biosynthetic process; fatty acid beta-oxidation using acyl-CoA dehydrogenase. Lineage: Eukaryota; Fungi; Basidiomycota; Tremellomycetes; Tremellales; Cuniculitremaceae. The transcript has 13 exons.